Helianthus annuus (common sunflower) is the source of this 2055-nucleotide messenger RNA. Its product is annotated as prolycopene isomerase 1, chloroplastic. Lineage: Eukaryota; Viridiplantae; Streptophyta; Magnoliopsida; Asterales; Asteraceae. The record is from RefSeq and is a predicted model, not a curated record. The coding region runs from base 163 to 1920 and encodes 585 amino acids. The transcript is spliced from 9 exons. Gene Ontology annotation, molecular function: oxidoreductase activity. Gene Ontology annotation, biological process: carotenoid metabolic process.
GGGACAAUCAAAUAUGACUAAACCGAGUUUGUUAUCGUUGUCUGGCCACAGGUGCAAAGACAACUGCGUGGCUAGUUUGAAACUACAAAACCAGCAUCACCAGCAUUUCAAAAUUGAGCUUCAUGAAAUCCGUUUCUGUGUGGUGAUCUCUUGCUUCUGUUAAUGGCGGCUUUCGCAGCUACUCUAGGAACCUUCUUCAAACCCACUCUUACUCCUCCUUCCUUGAACAAACACAAAUUCGUAUACAAACGUCGCAAUUCCACCAUUUCAGCCACAACGGUUGCUGAAGAUGCAGCUUCAUCUUCAUCUUCAACGAUUACACAAACCAAAUCUUUUUCAGGGAAGGCAGAAGCAGAUGUUGUUGUCAUAGGAAGUGGUCUCGGUGGACUAUGCUGUGCUGGACUUCUAGCUAGAUACGGGAAAGACGUUAUAGUUUUGGAAAGCCACGAUUUACCAGGUGGCGCUGCCCAUUCGUUUGAGGUAAAAGAUUACAAGUUUGACUCCGGCCCGUCUUUGUUUUCGGGUUUUCAAUCUAGAGGUCUCCAGGCGAAUCCCCUUGCACAAGUAUUGGACGCGUUAGGUGAGUCAAUUCCAUGUGCCAAGUAUGACUCAUGGAUGGUUUAUGUGCCUGAAGGGGAGUUUCUAUCACGCAUUGGUCCCACCGAAUUUUUCAAGGACUUAGAGAUGUACGCGGGCCCGGAUGCUGUGCUGGAAUGGCGAAAACUUCUUGACGCGAUACUUCCAUUAUCUGCAGCUGCAAUGGCAUUGCCUCCGUUAUCCAUCAGGGGUGACUUGGGCGUUCUUUCAACUGCCGGUGCCAGAUACGCGCUCUCACUUUUAAAAUCAUUUGCACAAAUGGGACCGAAAGGUGCUCUUGGUGCUACAAAGCUUCUGAGACCGUUUUCAGACGUUGUUAACUCAUUGGGACUCAAAGAUCCCUUCAUCAGGAACUGGAUCGAUCUCUUGUCGUUCUUGCUUGCUGGAGUCAAAUCUGAUGGCGUACUGUCAGCAGAAAUGAUUUACAUGUUUGCAGAAUGGUAUAAACCGGGUUGCAGUUUAGAAUACCCUUUCGGUGGAAGUGGAGCUGUUGUCGAUGCUCUUGUUCGGGGAUUAAAAAAAUUUGGUGGUCAAAUAUAUUUGAAAAGUCAUGUUGAUAAUAUUGUCAUCGAAAACGGCCGAGCAGUUGGAGUGAAGCUAAGAAGUGGUCAAUUUGUGCGUGCAAAGCAAGCUGUUGUGAGCAAUGCAUCCAUGUGGGACACUUUAAAAUUAUUACCUAAAGAGGCUAUUCCGAAAUCUUAUGAGGAAAGGAUUGAAAAUACAAAGCAAUGUGAGUCAUUUAUGCAUCUGCAUUUGGGAUUUGAUGCGGAGGGGAUACCGGAAGACUUAGGUAUUCAUCACAUAGUUGUAAAUGACUGGGACCGCGGAGUUGAUGCUGAUCAAAAUGUGGUGUUGAUAUCUGUACCAAGUGUACUUAGUCCAGAUCUUGCGCCACCUGGAAAGCAUGUUUUACAUGCGUACACCCCGGGAACCGAACCAUUUCAACUUUGGGAAGGGCUUGACCGUAAAAGCGCAGAAUACAAGCAACUCAAAGCCGAGAGAUCUGAGGUAAUGUGGAAAGCAGUGGAACGAUCACUCGGUCCAGGUUUCAGUCGAGAUAAAUGCGAAGUGAAACUAGUCGGGACUCCAUUAACACACCAACGAUUUCUUAGACGAAACAGAGGAACAUACGGGCCGGCCAUAGAAGCUGGAAAAGACUCGUUUCCUGGACACCCGACACCAAUCCCGCAACUUUAUUGCUGUGGAGAUUCUACUUUUCCGGGAAUCGGAGUCCCUGCUGUUGCUGCUAGUGGUGCCAUUGUUGCUAAUUCACUGGUUUCUGUUUCUCAACACUCUCAACUCCUUGAUGCUGUAGGAAUAUAGUUAAACUACAAAGCUCAUAAGUUAUAAUCUUUUGUUUAUCUUUUCAUAUUCUUGCUUUUAUAAGAAAGAUACUUUGUAAAGAAUGAUAACAAUAAACUGAUCUGUAUACAAUGAUAGAAAAACAUUCCAAGAUAA